This is a messenger RNA of Cantharellus anzutake, 879 nucleotides long. RefSeq lists its product as uncharacterized. The record is from RefSeq and is a predicted model, not a curated record. Bases 1 to 879 code for a protein of 292 amino acids. The transcript has 8 exons. Lineage: Eukaryota; Fungi; Basidiomycota; Agaricomycetes; Cantharellales; Hydnaceae.
AUGGUCGCCAUUUCUACGCUUUUUGUCAUCGUCCCGGCUUUCGUCCUGUCAACCCAGGCUACUCCUUCCCUGCGGAGGUGGCCCAGCGGCCGGGCUCAGAUGAGUGAGGAAGAGGCGACGACGUUGUACAACUCUAUGAUUGGUGGCUCUCUCCUCAGCCGUCAGCAGGGUUUGUGCCAGUUGAUCAAUAUGGAUCAGCUGAAUGCAAUGGGUGAUGCUCUGCAAGAUGUCAAGAACUUUGCUACGGUCAACUGGGGUGGCGAUUGGGACAGCAUAAGAGUAAACCCCCCUAACUUGGACGGUCCAGCACAAGCGUGCUACCCGAGCCCGAUGCAGUUCACAGCAACGUGGAAUUCAAAUCCCAUAUGCUCGAACUCAACCAUGAACCUCACCGGAUACAUUGCAGAGGGUUCCACUUCUGCCCAAGUAAAUAUUUUCCAAGGCUCCUCCGUCAGCGCCUCGACCACGGUUGAAAGUCACUCAACCCAGUUUACAGCUGAGCUUAUGCUUGGGUUCCUACUCUACUCAAUCUCCGAAACUCUUUCUGUCUCUCUCACGAACACCAAAGGCUCCACCACUACGUCCACGAAUGAUGCUCGCUCUACAGUGCAGGUCACCGUUACUUGCAACGGCCCGGCUAAGGUAGAAGUGGACGUCAGUCUCCAAACCUGCACGGCCCAAGGGAAUGUCAACUUCCCUGUCACGCUAGGUGGUUGGGUGUGGUUCCACUAUAAAACCAGAAGGGAUGGUCAUUACAACUGGGGUGUUAGUUUGGAUGUGUUCCCUAUUGAACAUCGUCAGCAGACCUUAUCAAUCUCCGUCAACGCAAACACACAAACAUUUGGUCAAUUCUAUGACCCUGUGUUGGGAUUAAUUUGA